GCCCAGGGAUGAGUGCUGCAGGCCACCCGCCCACCCGCUUCCACCGAAUCCACGGGGUCAACGUCUGCAUCGACCCUUCGGGCACCCAGGCCACCCGCGUGGAGAGCUUCGCCAAUGGCGUCUGCUUCAGCCGGGAGCCCCUGGCGCCUGGGCAGAUCUUCCUGGUGGAGAUCGAGGAGAAGGAGCUGGGCUGGUGCGGCCACUUGCGGGUGGGGCUGACCGCCCAUGACCCUCGCAGCCUGGAGAUCGUGCCGGAGUACUCCCUGCCAGACCUGGUCAACCUGGGCGACAGCUGGGUGUUCGCCAUCACCCGCAACCACAACCGGGUCACCCUGGACGCUGCCGGGGAAGAGGCCGCCUCCGGCCGGGUGAGGAGCUUCCUCUCUGACCCCUACUUGCUCAUUGAGAAGGUCAGGAUCCCUCGGGACAAGCUGGUGGGCCGCAGCAGGCCAGGCCGCUACAGCCACCUCCUGGAUGAUCUGUACAGGACCAACGUGCUCCCUGCCACCGCCCGGAGGAGCAGGAUCGGAGUGCUGUACGCCCUGCAGCCGGACGGGACAGCUGACAUGCACAUUGUCAUCAACGGCGAGGACAUGGGUCCCAGCGCCAGGGGCCUCCCGGGCUCCCGGCCCCUUUACGCCGUGGUCGACAUCUUUGCUUCCACCAAGAGCGUCCGCGUCAUCCAGGUGGAAUACGGAUUCCCCUCCCUGCAGACCCUCUGCCGGCUGGCCAUCCAGAAGCACAUUGCCCACCGGCUAGACAUCGAUGGGCUCGACCUCCCUCCAUUGCUGAAGAACUUCUGCAAGUACGAGUGAAGUGACCAAGGCUUCUUCUUCCUCGCCUGCACCAGUCGCCCACCCAAGGGACUUGACGGAGAGUCUGCAAGAACAAGCCGAGAGCAGUGAGGACGCGCUUCGUCCUUGCUCUGUCCCCAGAAUGCCAGCCUUAUGGGCCUCACUUCCCACGUAGCCACUGGGGACUCAGCGAAGGGGCAAGACCACCACCACCAGCCCUCCAAACAACAGCAGGACCCUGAAAUAGCAGGAACAGCCCAAGGGAGGGUUUGAUUUUCAGACUGCAAGAUAUAGCGCUGAACUGGAGGCACCGGCCAACUGCCCUGCUUCUAGGUAUACUGGGAACUACAGAAUAUGCUCCGACAGACAGCCUACAUGCAAAGAGAUUUUAUUUUAUUUUAAAGAUCACUAGAAUCUUACUCCGAACGUGCCAAGAAUGUUUCUGCAGGAAAAAUUCAGCCUUGAGCGAGUUUGGUAAGCGAGGAAGUGCCCCAUUCUUCUCGCUGAUCCAGCUCUCAGAACAAAGGCAUGCUUUCCCUCCGAGAAGGUGACUCAACUUCUUUGUUGUUGUUGUUGUUCA
Molecule: messenger RNA, 1374 nt
Organism: Lacerta agilis (Sand lizard)
Lineage: Eukaryota; Metazoa; Chordata; Lepidosauria; Squamata; Lacertidae
Gene: NEURL2
Product: neuralized E3 ubiquitin protein ligase 2
Exons: 2
Coding region: 9-815 (268 amino acids)
Biological process (GO): intracellular signal transduction
Molecular function (GO): ubiquitin protein ligase activity
Source: RefSeq, a predicted model, not a curated record